Exophiala bonariae is the source of this 1893-nucleotide messenger RNA. RefSeq lists its product as uncharacterized. The transcript is spliced from 2 exons. The record is from RefSeq and is a predicted model, not a curated record. Gene Ontology annotation, molecular function: oxidoreductase activity. Lineage: Eukaryota; Fungi; Ascomycota; Eurotiomycetes; Chaetothyriales; Herpotrichiellaceae. The coding region runs from base 1 to 1893 and encodes 630 amino acids.
AUGAUGUCGGCUCCAAUCCGACUACACAACCCAGCGGCGCUGCAAGACCCCACAGCAGCACUGUACGCCCACGUCGCGGCGACCGAACCCGGCAGCCGGAUGAUCUACCUCGCGGGCCAAGUGGGCAGCGACAAGGACGGCAACGUGCCGGACACACUGGUGGAGCAGACGCGACAGGCGCUCGCGAACAUCAAAACGUGCCUGGCCGAGGUCGGCGCGACGGUGCGCAACAUCGUGCACGCCACGACGUAUAUCGUCGACUACGACGCCGAGCGCUCCGCCGCCAUCUGGCCGCUGUACGCCGAAUUCCUGUCCGACGUCGCCGGCACCUACACCCCCCCGGGAACGCUUGUGCCGGUCCCCGCCCUUGCGGCUCCGCAGUUCAAGAUCGAGAUUCAGGUCGUCGCUGCUGUGAGGGCGCCGGCGCCGGCGAAGACGACGGUUGAUGGUGCGGGUGUCCCGGCCGCUGGGGUGGGGAUCACGGAUGUUGAUGUGGUGGUUGUUGGCGCAGGGUUGAGUGGCCUGCAGGCGGCGACUGAUGUCCACAAUGCCGGGCUGAGCUAUGUGGUUCUCGAGGCCAAGGGCCGGGUUGGUGGGAAGACCGAGGUUGUGAAGGUAGGCAACGGCGUGCUUGAUGUCGGCGCCGCCUGGAUCAACGACAAGACCCAGCCACGCAUGUUCGAGCUGUACAGGCGCUUCGGCUUCGAGGCAUUGGUGCAGCGUGUCGAGGGCAAUGCGUUCUUUCGCGACGAUAAUGCCUCCCAGACCAAGGUCGUCCCCUGGCCUGACUUACUGCAGUUGGAUGAAAAGGAGACGGAGACGUUCGGCGCCAUCUGGGCUUCUCUGGACGAGGAUGCCAAGAACAUCAAUCUCUAUGACUCGACGGCCAAUAUCCACAUCGAAGACGUGUCAUUGGGUGAGUAUCUGCGUAAGCACGGUGCCACGGGACGAAUGUUCACGGUGUGGACGUCUUGGUUCCGCGCGCUCACGGGAUGCGAGCCGGAUGAUAUUGGUCUCGUGUACAUACUUGACUAUAUCAAGAGCGGUGGUGGAUUGGACAGUUUGCUCACUGAUGGAGAAGCGGGCGCACAAUACAUGAGGAAUCGGCACGGUAACCAAACAAUAUCGAUCCGGUUGGCCGCAAAUCUAAGACCUAAUUCUGUCUACCUCAACAGCCCAGUAACCCGCAUUACACAAACGGCAGAUGGAGCCUUGGUCGAAACCCUAUCUCGCUCGGUGUUCCGGGCUCGAAAAGUCCUCAUCUCCAUACCAACACCACUGUACAAACAUAUUCGGUUCUCACCUCCGCUGCCACUCGAAAAGCAAGAAAUAAUUGGCGCCACGCAUCUAGGCGCCUAUUCGAAAUGUAUCCUCGUGUACUCCACUCCAUGGUGGCGUGAAGCAGGUGUCAACGGCGGCUUCACAGAUCUCUCAGGACCAGUGGCAUUCUCGCGUGAUGUCUCGUCUGACGAGGACGGACUUUACGCAAUCGGAUGUCUCAUCUUCGGGGAUUAUGCAGUGAAAUGGUCAAGGCUGCCACCAUCACAGCGGGUCAAGGUCGUCAAGGAUCAGCUCGCGAGUAUGAUCUCCGCAGCUGAACAGAGCGAUUUGCGGAGAAAGGUAUAUGAUACCGUGCGUGCAAUCGAGAAACAGUGGCUACCGGAGCCGUGGAGUGAGGGUGCCCCUUGCCCGAUGGUGGCACCUGGUGGGACGUGGGCAAGAUUGGGAAAUGAAUUGAGACGUCCAUUCAAGAAUCUUCAUUUCAUUGGGACGGAAACAGCGUACGAGUGGAAGGGGUAUAUGGAGGGCGCUGUGUUGGCUGGCGAGCGUGGGGCGAAGGAAGUCGUUAAACUGCUCCAGGAUGGCGUGCAACAGUAUUCGGCGAAGCUGUGA